AUGGCAGAGGGAGAGGUGAAAAAGGAAGCUGAAACAAAGAAAGUUGAACAUACGUAUGCGCUUGUGAAAACCUGCGACAUGACAGAAGAAAUAAAAAAUGAAGCAGUUGAUCUGAUUGUCACUGCCUGUGAGAAACAUGCACCAAACAAUUUCCUCGCAGCCAGAAUGAUUAAGGAAUCAAUGGAUAAGAAAUUUCAACCGUCCUGGAACGCUGUUGUGGGUGAAGCAUAUGGAUUUGAAAUAGAUUAUUUGUGUUCAACUCUUCUAUUCAUGUUAUAUGGGGGUAAUCUGGGGAUAGUCACUUGGAAGUGUUCGUAA
This is a messenger RNA of Schistocerca americana (American grasshopper), 318 nucleotides long. Its product is annotated as dynein axonemal light chain 4-like. NCBI's taxonomy places the organism in Eukaryota, Metazoa, Arthropoda, Insecta, Orthoptera, Acrididae. Gene Ontology annotation, biological process: microtubule-based process. The record is from RefSeq and is a predicted model, not a curated record. Gene Ontology annotation, cellular component: dynein complex. The transcript has 3 exons. Bases 1 to 318 code for a protein of 105 amino acids. Gene Ontology annotation, molecular function: dynein intermediate chain binding; dynein light intermediate chain binding.